AUGGAGGCCCGAGGCCCGCCUUGCAAUCCCACCAUUCGGGCUGAGUUUAACUCGCCACGGGAAGUCGGGAUUCGACCAGUUUGCUCGGUUGCCGUAGAAACGUGGCUGGAUGACUUGGAGCAGGUGGUCAUCCACGUCACCAUGUCACUCAAGAAGGUCUUUCCUGACUCUUCCCCCAGGAAACUGCUCAGAACCUGUCCGCCCGGCCUGCUUGAGAGACUGCGAAGGAGAACGGACGCGUUGGAGGACGUGCUGCGGAGAAGCCAAGGGCCCUGCGGUGGCUUCUCGGAGACGUAUGCGGCUCUGUGUGAUUACAACGGCUUCCCCUUCCGCGAGGAGAUCCAGUGGGAUGUGGACAACAUCUACCACAGCCAAGACUGCCGGGAGUUCAACCUGCUGGACUUCACGCACCUGGAGAGCAG
This is a messenger RNA of Pelodiscus sinensis (Chinese soft-shelled turtle), 422 nucleotides long. NCBI's taxonomy places the organism in Eukaryota, Metazoa, Chordata, Testudines, Trionychidae. The record is from RefSeq and is a predicted model, not a curated record.